Conger conger (European conger) is the source of this 1146-nucleotide messenger RNA. Its product is annotated as P2Y purinoceptor 3. The coding region runs from base 1 to 1146 and encodes 381 amino acids. Gene Ontology annotation, molecular function: oxysterol binding; G protein-coupled receptor activity. Gene Ontology annotation, cellular component: membrane. The record is from RefSeq and is a predicted model, not a curated record. NCBI's taxonomy places the organism in Eukaryota, Metazoa, Chordata, Actinopteri, Anguilliformes, Congridae. Gene Ontology annotation, biological process: G protein-coupled receptor signaling pathway. The transcript has a single exon.
AUGAAGGCAGGCGUCUCCGUGACGACGGAGGGCGGGGCCUGGGGUGGGAACUCCACGGCCUCUUCCUCCUCCUCUUCCUCCUGCAGCAUCGACGAGUCAUACAAGUACGUGUUCCUGCCGCUGUGCUACUCUCUGACCUUCGCCGGCAGCCUGUCACUCAACUCCGUGGUGCUGCUGCGCUCCGUCCGCCAGAGCCGCCGCUGGAACGCCUCGCUGGUCUACAUGGUCAACCUGGCGACCACGGACCUGAUGUACGGCCUGUCGCUGCCCUUCCUGAUCGCCAGCUACGUGAUGCGCGACCGCUGGGUGUUCGGCGACUUCGCCUGCCGCCUGGUGCGCUUCCUGUUCUACUUCAACCUGUACUGCAGCAUCUACUUCCUCACCUGCAUCUCUGUUCACCGCUACCUGGGCAUCUGCCACCCCAUGACCACCGUCGCCAUGGAGACAGAGCGCGCCGCCAGGGGCACCUGCGCCGUGGUGUGGGGCGUGGUCUUCGCGCUGACCAGCCCCAUCUUCAGAUUCGCCCAGACCGGGUACGUGACGCGCGGGGCGGGGCCGGGGGCGGGGCCGGGGGCGUUCCAGGCCUGCUGGGACGACGCGCCUGAUGAGGACCUGGCGGAGUACGUGCCCUACGGCCUCACCCUGCACCUGCUGGGCUUCUUCCUCCCCUUCCUCAUCAUCGCCUGCUGCUACUCGCGUGCGGUGCUGGCCCUGCUCCGGGGCCUGAGGGCCCAGCAGCCCCUCCAGGAGGGCCCCGCCCCCCCGCAGGUCCGGCGCCGCCGCAAGUCCAUGCGGACCAUCAUCGUCAUCACUCUGCUCUUCGCGCUCUGCUUCCUGCCCUUCCACGCCACGCGGACGCUCUUCCUGCUGCUGAAGGGCUGGGGCGGGGCGCCCUGCGGGGCUGUGCGCGUCGUGUCCGUCUGCUACAAGGUCACGCGGCCCCUGGCCUCCUUCAACGCCUGGCUCAACGCCCUGCUGUACUUCAUCACCACGGACAGCGCCCCCUGCUGCCCGCGCCCCCGACGCACCCACCACACCCUCCUCUCGCCCCAGAGGAUGCUGGGACAGGGCGCCGAGAGGGAGGGGCCAGGGCCAGGAGGCAGGGCCAAGGAGAAUGAAUCAAAAUUGUCUGGAAACAUACUGUGA